Messenger RNA from Caenorhabditis auriculariae, 10304 nucleotides. The record is from the annotation of a GenBank genome assembly. Lineage: Eukaryota; Metazoa; Nematoda; Chromadorea; Rhabditida; Rhabditidae.
AUGUCGCAGACUGGCCUGACAAACGCUCAAAUUACCACACUUGAGGUCAAACUUCUCCUGGCAAAAAUAAAUGGAAUUAUAUAAAUUUUCAGAACUACGUACAGUCCUUCAAGGUCAUCGACCUUCAGGUGGGAACAAGUAUUUAUUUUAAUCACGAGAAAAGUUUUUUUUAGAAAAUACUUGAAGCUUGUAACUGCCCAAAGGUCGGCAAAAAAGCGGAGCUCAUCCAUCGGGUGACGUCAUUAUUGAGAACUCAAAACCAGAGUUUCGUUGCCGAACGGGUUCGUGGAAAUGGAGCGGAUUAAAGUUUUGCUAGGAGUUUGCUUUCUUAAGAGAAAAGAAAGAUUGAAAAAGAAAAGUGUGUAAUAUUUAAAACCGUAUAAAUUAGUCAUCAAGCGAUUCGUGUAUCUAUAGUCGAGUUUUGUUCACCAUUUUUUUCCGUUUUUUUCUCCAUAGCGUCAUCACGUUCUUAGAGUAAGAUAUUAUCUCGGUCUUCAUUUUUCAGUAUUGCUCGGUAAGAUUUGUAUAGUCUGUUCAGAUUUUGAAUGUCAAGUAGAAUGACGUCAUGCGAAAACGCUCUGUGGAUGGCUUGUUCUCUGAUUGGUUUAUCGCGCCAUUAGGGGGGCGGAUCUUCAGCGAGGACUUGGCCUCGGCGUUCCCAAACGGGGUGGCAAGACGUCAAAAAAAUUUUAGCGCGAAAUUUGAAAUCUACAGUACUUCAGCCGAAGGCGAUCGAACAAACAAGUUAUUAACGUUGAAUAUUCAGUGUAAUUGUGACGUAAUUUUAUCCGUAGCGCACACUAAAUUUUUUCUGUAAAUUCAGAAACUUUGACGCCUCGCUCACCUUCCCUCACCUCCAUUAGGAAUGCUGUGUUGGCAUUUGAAAUCUGAACAGACUAUGUCCUGUUCGAAUUGCUCUUUAAUCGAAGUUCAAUGCAAUAAAAAUGAGUAUUGUGUUAAAAAAAAGGUUUUUACGCGUUGGAAGUAAUUACCGAGUUUAAAACUUCAAAAUAAGGUAAUAAGUGCCCUACAGUGGACACUCUACGCGCAAAUCAUUUUGUGCGCAACUUUUUCUUGCAACGUGUGCUCACGCGUUUUUUUUUUUCAAAAAUAUUCCUACUAUUUGGCGGUUCAUUUUACUUUUGAAUGUUCAGAAAUUUUCAAAAUGUGAGUUUUUUAAAAUGAUAAUCUUCAUUUCGUGUGUAAAGUAACUUCCGCGAAAUUCAAAAUUAUCUCUGACUCUCCAAAUUUUUGUUAUUUUUCCCACUCUCGGACAGCAUCAGUUUAGGGAAAAGUUUUGCAUACAUUGUUUGUAUUUGGGACUUUAAUGAAAUAUAAAUAUUUUAACGUAAUUUUUAAUAAUUUUUUGUUUGAAGAUCGAAAUGACUCGACGCGGUGGUUUGCCGUCGAAUCGUUCUGCGCCCUACAACAUUCCAAACAAUAAUCAACGUGGAUACAUGGGGUCAUUCAUUUUUAUUUUUUUUUUCAUUCUUUAUUUUCGAUUAAUACAUACUAGUUCAGUUGGUUUCAAUGUUAUUUGUGUUAUUUUAGGGCCGUGAAUCAUCAGAUGCGUUAUCCACCUGCAUAUGGCGCCCCAACCAAUGGGGCGGUUUACGGCGGCGGCGCCACAAUGCAUUCUGGACAGGCUCUGGCGGUUCGAAAUUUUUUUACUUCAAAAUUUGAGAACAAAAAUUGAAUCGAAUCAAUAAUAAAAGUAGAAAAAAUUGAAUUCAGUAACUUUCUUCCAUUUUUCUUCUCGUAAUUAUUUUUCAGGUUGAAAGUACAGACUUUUUCUCUAUAAAAAGCUGAUAAUUUUAGAUCUAUGAAGGGGAAAAAUUUGUCUCCAUUGUGAUUUAUGUUCGAGAAGUUUUGUAUAAAUUCGAAAAGUUUUUCUGUUAUAUUCCCAAUUUUCUAAUAAUCAGUAGAAUGUUUUGAAAAAUGUCUUUUUUUUUAAAGAGUGGCCGACUGAAUCCAGUACAAAACCUGAAGCCGAUACCCCUGCCGUUCUACGAUCCCGUCGAUACGAUCCAGCCUCUGUUGGAGCUUCCGGCCGUUCAAAGUGGCAUAAAAAGCACGCAAAGAGUCAGUAAAUUGUCGUAUAAUGCAUUGGUUUGGGUAUUACGAAUGGAAAAUCGCCAAAAAACUAGGACAAGUGCACAGUUUUUGUUGGAAAUUCGUCCUCGAAAACGAUUUUCUUUAUUCUUUCUAAUUGCAGCAAACCGUGACGUUUUCUCUCACGGCUGCAAUGUGCCAACAGUUGGCGCAGAGAGAUAAGCCCAUCCCACGUCAUGAGCUUCAGUUGAGGUCGGAUUUUAAUCUGAAUAAUGACUUUAUGAGUUAGUAAUUGCAGCAAAAGUAACCAGUUUUUCUAUAUUUUCACAAAAAUAAUGACGGAAAAGAACUAUUAUGUGCUUUUGAUAAAUUAAAAAAAGACAUUAAUGUAUUUCCAAUUAUUUUUGAACAGAGUUUAAUUUUAAUAAAUUUAUAAAUAAUUUGAAUGAAAUCGUCUGCAGAUUCUUCAAUCUCUCCGUCGACUACACAAAAAGGACCGCAAAUGGAUGAUUUUCCGCUCAAUGCAUCUGUUCGCGUUGAUGAAAAUAUAGUCACUUUGCCGGUUGGUUUCGGAGCAAAAAAAAGAUUUUUUUUGAGUUAUGAGGAGAAAAAAAAGGUUUGCUGAUUAAUUUUGGAACUGAGCAAUAAUUUCGUCAAGUUUCAUGGCUUUGAAAAGUUCAUUUUGCUACUUCUGUUCGAAUCUUUUCCGAUGAUUUUCUGAAAACACAAGCCGUAUAUCGAGUAUGUGUUGUUUUUUGAUAUUUUCUAGAAGUUCGAAACAAACCGAACACUUUUUUUUCCCGAAGUUAUAUGUUUCAAAAUAUACUCAUAUGUUAUGCCAUAAUAAGAAAUUUGAGUGAAAUCGAGAAAAAAAGAAGAAUCGUAGUAUUUUUGAUGUAAGAUAGAGGAAAUAAGUUGGGAGCUAGUAGAAAAGAAUAUUCCUUUGAACCUUUUUUGAGUCGUUUCAUGACUUCUGAGCUCUAAGGUGUUCGUUUCAAUCUCAAAGAAUUUUUUCAGAACGUCAUACCGACGAAUAAGCCAAAUGCGGAGCCGAAAAGGCCGUCCCGGCCCGUCAACCUCUCGACGUACUGCAUGCGACCCGAUCCCGCCAAAACCUAUCGUUUGACAAUUGAAUGGAUGGGAGACCGUCGCGCCUGGGCUUUCGGCAUUUAUUAUGUUCGUUUUAGAACUGCCAUGGUGGUUUUCGUGAUGAAACCGUUGGAAAGAAGAACGCAAUACGGAUAGGCUCGCAAGCUUUUCAAUAUUUUAUGUUGUUUCCAGUGCUUUUGAAGUUAUACCCUGACUUUCCAGAAUUUAGUUUUCUUUUUCCGAAGGUUGUUUUGAGUUUCCAGGCAUUAACAGUCCUUGAAACAUUUUUUUAGUCAAAGCUUGGUAUUGUGGUGUUAAUGUAUAGAAAAAAAAACAGUGAAAUAAAAAAAAAAACAGUAAACUAUAUCACAAUAUUUUACCAGUAUUUGAAAACUCACGGAAUUUUUGCUACUUUUUUUUUAGACAAAACUUGACACUUUGGCGAAAAUAAAUUACAGGAAACAAAAAUUACACGCAACUGUCCUUAUAUAAAAGGUUUUUUUUAGGUGUUUCGCGUAAACUCGGAUAUUCUGAGGGAUCGUGCGAUAAAGGAUGUUAAACAUAAGCAGGUUAUUUUUUUCUGCAUUUGUAAAUAGAUAGUAUUUAUCAUUUUAAGUCUUCUGAUGCGACCAAAAAAGAGAUUUCAAAACGGUUGGGCGGCUCUGAUGACGACGACGAUGGGCCAAUUAUGGACCAUUUGAAGAUCAGUCUCCUUUGUCCGGUUGGAAAAGAAAAGCAACUUCUGAAAACGGGACGUUUUGCAGCUCUCGAAAACGCGGAUGGAGCUGCCGGCCCGUUGUCGCGACUGUACCCAUCUUCAGUGCUUCGACCUCAACAUGUACCUGCAGAUGAACGAGAAACGGCCAACCUGGAAAUGCGCCGUUUGCUCCCAAACGGCGGCCUACGAUCGGCUGAUCAUUGACGAGUCAGUGGGAGUUCCUGUAAUCUGUCCAAAUUUCGAAUUUAAAGCGGCUGAAUACUUUCUCGAGGCUACUGUAGCUUUCGCAUCGAUGUUUUAUAGUGACGAUGAUCCUUUAACAGCGCUGCAUUCUUCGACGUUUUUUCGAGCUGUUGGAACAAAAAAGAAAAAUAAGUGCUAUUAAAUGAUCAUCGUCCCAUGGGUUUAUUAUUAUUAUUUUUUUUACUUACUCACUUAGAUACUUAGAUGGUUAGGCGCAGACUUUUUCUGCGCCAUUUGGGUUUAGGCUAGGUUGGAAAAAAAAAAUGAGCGUUCCAUAUUCACUUUCGACCUUUUAUUGAUCGAAGCGUGGACUACACGUUUUCCAGGAGGUCCGGCUUUUUGCAAUCGGUCAUCCAGUGUUGUCCUGGUUGACUGGUAUUCUUGCGAAAAAGUUCCAUCCAUGAUGUUAAACGUGUCAUGGCAUAAUUGUGGUCUGAUUAUCCUUUUUGCCUUGCCAGGGCCAAAAAGACCGCCUUUUCUGUUAGCCGAACUGCGUGACCGAUGGACCGUUAGCCGCCAUAAAUGGCGUUGCCUCCCCAUCACCGCGUAGAGGUGGUACUUGAAGUUUUUGAUUUAACGGCUGAAAAAUCGAAUAGUUGAGCUCUAUUAAAGGACCGCUGGGCAAUAAAGUAUCGAAACGAAAGAUACUGUAGCCACGGGAGCGGAGAGACCCGCUUGAAAUUUAAAAUCUGAACAGAGUAUAACACAAGCUUUGGAUUACCAAACAGUUCUCGGAAAAAAAAACCUUAAAAAACCUCUCCACGUUCUACGAACUGUCUAAGGACCUUGUUUUUUUUUGUCUUUUUUCUUUUUCCAGGUUUUUAGUCAGUAUGCCGAACGUGGAGAGUUUGAUGCAUUUUUUUUCAUGAGACGUUUCCGAAAUGUCCCUAUCCGCGUUUUUUUUUCGAGAACUUUUUCCGCUGUUCAAUUUAUUUUUAUGAGCUGGUGUGUUUCCACUGUUUCCUUAAGUUAUAAUUUAUUAAAAGGUAGUUUUUUUAAUCAGAUUGAAGAAAAAAACGCCUGGCCAGAGAAUGCGAGCACACGAAGUGGGAAACUCAGAUUGCGGACUUUAACAUUCAGCAGUUUUCAAGAUUGGAAAACAGACUUUUCUCUUAGCUUGCGGUGGAUUUGAAAAAGAAAACGAAUAAAUAGAAGUAAAAGUAGAAAGCUAGGUGGUAAAAAGCUUGCUGAUGACUUUCUGAUCGUUUUUUUUUUGCGGAGUUUUAUGCGAUUGAAUACUCACAAGAACGAAUAAAAAAAGUUCAACAAUUUUUUUAUAGAAAAAAAGUUUUAAGAUGAAAUUUAUGCUUACUGGGGUUUUUUUUCUUCCAGUUCUCAGUGAAUUGUGCAAUUAUUUUUUAAUUGUUAUUUUUUUUUAGUAAAAAUUAAAAAAAUUUUUGUUUUCUAAAGUCUGGGACACCAAGUUUCAAAAAAUUGUUUCCAGUAAAUUUUUUAUAUUAUCGGUCCCUUUCGCUGCUUGUUUCGAUGUUCCUGACGGACUAUGGCCAUUUAACGGCUAUUUGUAGAUCAAACGAACCGAAAAUAACCUUCACAUGUCUAUCGGUCGCUGAUAAGCUUUUCCUGUCUCAUCAUUUUGAUCUACCGUACGCUCUUUGGUUUCGAUCAGAAGUGAACUCGUGACGUCAUCAGUCUUUGAACCGUCCUUAUCGGCUGGGAAAAUGAGCCCCAAAGGCGGCGAUUUUUGGAGUUUGGCUGGUUUUGUAGUCUCAAUGAAAGAUGAAGGAGUACGUUAAGAAGUCCAAUGUGAAAAAUUUAAAAAAAAAAUGAAUUUUUUUUUUAGCGAUUUUGAAUAAAAUCUAUCUUAAAUUUUAUUUUAUCUUUUUUCACAGUUUUUCCUUGAAUUAUGAGAUAUUUACAGAAGUAGUAAAAUACCAAGUCGCGUCAAUAAUACCUGAAAAUACUUAUUUUCCUAUUUUUUGUUAUAUUUUCUCACAUUAACUGAUGGCAAGCAGCUUGCCUCUUCUCUUCUGGUGUUAUGAGAAUAGUUCUUGGUUUUUCACAGUUUUUCUCUAAAUUUUUAAAUUAAGGACUGAAGGAAAUUCUAAUUUUGUGUAUUAAAUUGAAAACUCAAAUUUUUAAGCUAUUUAACUUCAACAUGUGAAGAUAAUCCGGAGCGAAAUUCAGAAAGAUAUUUUUUUAAGAUACUUUUCGGACGUGCUGAAGGCGGUGCACAGCUCGACAUCGGAAGUGGAGCUGAAGAAGGACGGCAGCUACGAAGUUUGCAAGGUCGAAUCCGCCUCCGACGACGACGACGACAAUGAUGACGGCAACUCGAGGCCGACUUCCCGUAAUCCGAAUGUGUCCAAUUCUGGCGGUCCUUCGACGUCUUCGGCGGUUCAAGACAUCAUCGGUAGUUCUCAUCUGAAGAUGCAGAAUAUAAAUCUUUUCUUUCAGUUCUUUCCGAUUCGGACGACGAUGAUGUUCGUGAGGCAGUGAGACAAUCUGUCGGUAACGAAACGGCAGAGGCUGUGAAGAGGUCGGCGAGCGACCAGCGCGAAGGCUCCUCGACGUCUUCAGCGGCCGACCGCGCCAAAAAGAAACGGCCCGCCGUGACGAACAACAAGCCUCGCGUUCAAGAGUUCGACGUCAUCACGCUUGACGAUUCGCCGCCGCGACCACCACCUGCGUCGCGGAUCGAGGCGCGCGCUGCGACUUAUUCGAAUGAAGCAAAUGGACGGGUCGGGUCAACCGAUGGGCCGAGGUCCGCUGGAUCGGCUCCUGCUGUCAGUCUUCCGAACAUGGUUUUUAGUGAAGAAAAAAAUAUGCUUUCAAGGCCUACUAGAUGAGAAAACCUUCAAAAUUAGCAUGGUGAAGCAAGAAAUAUAGUGUAGAUCAACAUAUUUUUGAAAAAAAAAACGGGAAAUUAUUUCACUCAUCGCUCCUCAAAAAAAUUAUUUUCUUUAAAAAGCAUACGACCAAAAUUAACCAGCGAGUGUGCGAAAAUAAGAGGUAUAGAAGAUUCCUAAAAAUUUCGUAUAAUGAUAGUUGAUGAGAUCAAAGCUGGCCGUGUUUUUUAGCAUUUUUUUGUUCAUGUCGAUCAUCCUCAAUUUUCACUCACAAAUUUGAAGAAGAGAGUGAAUUUCUCAUCUCGAAGAAGCUUUUCAAUUCCAAAGUCGUUUUAUUACAAAUAUUACUAGGAACGCUUUUGGAACAUAUGACUGAAACAUAAAUUUAUUGAUUGAGUUUUGAGUUGCAGGGAACCAUGUCGAACUCCUCAUCGACGAGCAACAUUCGCGAAGCUCUCGACGGCCUUCAUGCGUCGGACCCUCAGCGACAUAUCCAACAGGCGCAGAUUCAGCAGAUGCAACGUGCCGCCUACCCACAGCAGAUGAUGAACCAGGCUUAUCCGGGCGAAAUGGUGGGUGGUGGUGUUGAUAGUCGGAUUCAUGCGUGAACUGUGGACUGGCGCUGUGAACUGGCACCUCAAGACGUACUUUAACAUUUUGCUGCCGCAUGUUCUUCUUCGCUCUCUCUCACUGCGCUUUUUUGCCCUGUGCGGACCUCUGUUGCGUUUUCAAUUGGUUAUCAUUGCUGAUGGUAGGACAUGAAACAGUGUGAACUCUAAACAGUUCUCUUCGAUGAACAAUUGUAGAAAGGACAUGAUAUAAGUUCAAACCUAUUGAGUUUUUGAGAAAGAAAUAAGAAGUACUCGUUUAAACGUUGACUAACUAGUAAACUGAUAUUUGGAGGUUAGACAAAUGAAAUCACCCCAAAAAUGUUUUCAGCGCGACCCAACGGAAGCCUUCUUCGGCUGGUACCCGACGCAGCAGGGCCAAUUCGUCGGCGGUCAGGCGACCGCGGCGAUGGCCAACAUGCCCUACGCGUACGGCGUCGUCUCAUCCCAGCAACUCAUGCAGCAGAUGACAAUGCCGCCGCCCCCCAACUCCCAGAACCGCCCGCCGAUGCCCGCCAACGGUACCGCAGAGGCCGCCGCCGAACAGUUCUUCCGCAACCAGCGACAGAACGGCAUGCAGCAAAGUUGGUGACUUUUCGUCUCACUGAAAAGUUCCGCCGGGGGCCUGAUUUUGAGAUGCAUUUUGGAUCGAUAAUGGUGUAAUUUUUCAAAAUUUAACUGCAAAAACCUUCUUUCGAGAAUUAUAAAUUUUUUAGAAAAAAAAAAUCUGUAUUGAUAGGAACAAUCUUUAGAAAAAGGCCGAUAUAUAAAAUAUUCUUAACUAAAUGAAAUGGUCCAGAACAAGUACAAAAGAGAAUAGGGAAACGAGACACGCAGACAGAGAGAGGGAAAUUCAUCUGAAUCCUGAAUAUCUUUUUUAUGCUAAUAAGCCAUUCUUAUCUUUAGCGUGUGAAAAAUGGAAGUGUUUGAAUAUUUGAAAAGAGAGUAAUCAGAAUGUGUACCUUACUCUUUAAUUGUGGUUUCACGAAAAAAGGUUUUUCUUCUUCAAGAACAAACUGAGUUUUGCUAGUAUUUUGCAUUCUUAUCAAUCCAGAAUCACUCAGAAUCGGCCCUUAAGAAAAUUUGAAAAAAAAAACAGCGAAAAAGUGAUUAAUUCCAAGUGAAAAUUAAAAAGUUCGAGGUGAGAAUUGUAUCAAACAACGAACGUUUUAAGAGAAGCGAUCAUGAGGAUUUUGUACCAAAUCAAUCGCACAAUAAUCAAACAUUUAUACACUCACUCACCACAAUCUGGCAGUUUGGGGACGAUUUUCAAUAUUCGUUUUCUUCCACUGAUUUUAUUUCGUUUAUGAACGAUGUUUUCUUGCAUGAUUCACACUGCACAUCUCGCAUUUCUAUCAUGUUUUCGUGGUUGUCUCGGGUUUCGCAAAAAGACGAGGGAAGUGUGAAAAAAUGGCUGCUAUUUGGAGGCUGCUCUGCAGAUAACUUUCAAAACUUUCUGCAGAAGAAACGCGGAAAGUUAAGCUUCGUUUUUUUUUUGAGUUGCGCUUUAUGGAAAAUGCUGUUUUAGAAUUGUUACAUGGACAACACAAGUCAUUUUAGAUCAGAUUGGAUGGUAAUUUUUUAAAUUCAAAGCGCUCCCUUGAUUAUUCCCUCAUUAGGUGCUCAAAUUUCGCUCCACGGAGAAUCGCGGCGGCCGUUUUUUCCAUUUCUCACGGCUUCACCUUCUCUUCAUUCCCGUGCGUGUCUUGACUACUUUGAAAACCUAUUCUCCCCUGUCAAUAACAUCCUUUGACCGUUUUCAAUGGUUUUUAUUGAUUACUUGUUCCACUUGUUUGUUGCCAUUAAUUUUCUUCUUUUUUCUUCAAAAAAAAAGCUUUCAUUUCGUCUUCAACCCGUCAGUACUUCGGUACUCAAAAAAACUUUUCAUGUGCUUUUAUAAAAAUAAUAAGUUGUUAGGGUCGAACCGACUUUUCUAACUUCUUGUCUCAUUUUUUUUCGUAGUGUUGUUUUCUUCUUCGUAAGAAUGAUUUUCACUGUUUUCUGUGUACCUUUUAUUGAUUAAAUAAAUAAACUUUGUAACUUUCAUGCGAGAUUAGGCAGAAAAAUGUUAUGUAUUUUCAAUUUUAUGAAAGAAGAAGCAUAGGGGAACAGCCGAUAAGAAGACGCAGAAAAAAAAAAAGAAUUUCUGAUCUUGAAAUGAACACUUGAAAUGAAAUGAAUGAAUCUCUUUACGGCCCUGCUCAUCUCUCACACUGACUGCAGUUUCAUUUUCAAGAAGCAAGACUAGAGAAAAUAUGAAAGGCAGAAGCAAUGGGAGGCUUAGAUGAUGUCAUCAAAAAAAGUAGAACGUCUUUACUUACCGGAAAAUUGGAGUCGAACGGUGAAAUCUGCUUAAAAAUAAUGAAGUCAUCAGGGCUUAUGACGUCACUUGUAUAUGAGAUUUUUUUUGUAAGCACCUUAAAAGAUGGUUAACUCUUAUUGGCUAGCCACGCCUUUUUUAUUGGCUCCUUGAUCUCUCAAGAAGUGACAAGACAUUUUGUGACGUCAAUUUGGUUUCAAAACUUGACGUCAUAAAACCGAAUCUAAAUUUCUUUUGCAGACGGCGGUGGUGGUGGUGGUGGAAUGCGGGUCGAGGAGAUCGACAUGGACAUCGACUUGGAAUUCGAUUCGCUGGGGCCUCCGCUGUCGGCGAAUUCAAGCACGACAGAAAAUGCGAUUCCUGACUCGCAGGACUUGCGAUUUGCGACGAUACUCAAUGCGAUGUCGACGACCAACGGCGAAGCGCCGCCUCCUGAUCCGGUGACGUCAUCUCGCGGUGAUAUGUGA